AGGCAAUGCCUUCUAGUGGAGAAAGCGACAGGGCUUGGCGUUGGGGCGCCUAGGUCCCCCAUGGAUCGGCGGCGGCACGGCCGUCUAAUCGGAGAGACUCCUUUUCCUCGGCGCUUUGCUUGCGGGAUGAACCUCCGGAGCAGCCCGGCUUGGAAUCAGGAAUGGACACACGGAGGAAGGGGCUGGAGCAGCCUGGAGUGGGAGGAGUUGCUGCUGCCGCUGAAGGCGAGGAUCGCGAAGGGCGCAAUAAACUGAUUAGUGGGUCAAGAAGACGGCCAUCGACUACCCUGGGCUGCGUUUUGUGUUGACAACCGUGGUGGGAGACUCGCGGGGCUCUUCUUGAGAUCCAACCAAGACGGGCACGCUUGGAUCGAAUGAGUUGCUGCUGAUCAUCCGCCCCAGCGGGGGCCUUGGGGAAGGAGAAAGACCUCGAUCCCCCUUCCCCCAAGCCUGACCGAGCAGGGCGAAAGAUGCUGAGUGAGAGCGAAGAAGAGAUUUCUCCCCAGGAAAGUCCUGAACAGGAGGUGCUUCAUGAAGUAUUACCAGAAAAAUCUGACCGAAAUGUUUCCCAAUGCCUGGCUCAGGAAAAAGAUUGGAAGACUCAGCAUGUCCCAGAGAUGCAACGGAUGUACCAGCCAAAAAAGAGGCAGUGUAAGUCUUCUCCUCACAGGGAAACAGCUAUUGACCUCAGCAAGACGGCACUGCAGAAGAAAAUGUCCAGACCAGGGAAAUCCUACAAGUGUCCUGACUGUGGAAAAUGCUUCAAGCGGUGCUCGCCCCUCAUAAGGCACAGGAGGACGCACACUGGAGAGAAGCCGUACGUCUGCCGGGUGUGUUUGAAAUGCUUCAGCGAUGGCUCUGCUCUUGUGAAGCAUCGAAGGAUCCACGCAGGAGAGAAACCAUACACGUGUCCUGAAUGUGGGAAAAGCUUCUCUCAGAGCUCGACCCUAAUUGCUCACCAGAGAAUCCACACUGGAGAGAAGCCCUAUAAAUGCUCUGUUUGUGGGAAAAGCUUCAGCGUGAGCUCAAACCUUGUGGCCCAUCAAAGGAUUCACACGGGAGAGAAACCUUAUGAAUGUUCAGUCUGUGAGAAAAGUUUCCUUGUCAGCUCGCAUCUGAUCAGGCACCAGAGGAUCCACACAGCGGAGAAACCAUACAUUUGCCGGGAGUGUGGUGAGUGUUUCACUCAGAGCUCUCACUUGGUUGUCCACAAGAGAAUUCACACUGGAGAGAAACCAUAUUUGUGUGCUGUGUGUGGGAAGAACUAUCGUGGGAUCUCAGACUUUAUUCUGCAUCAGAGAAUCCACACAGGUGAGAAGCCAUACACCUGCCUAGAGUGUGGGAAAAGCUUCCGUCAAAGCUCAUGUCUUACCAAACAUCAGAGAAUCCACACGGGAGAGAAGCCUUAUGAGUGCCAUGAAUGUGGGAAAAGCUUCAAUCGGAAUUCACAUCUCACUAGGCACCAGAAAAUCCACACAGGGGCAAGGAAUGCCGGGCAGACUCUGAUAAAAUAAAUAGUUAUUUAUCCAAAACUGAAAAUCAGACUCAUCAUCAUCAUCAUUAUUAGCAUACAGUGAGGAGAAAUUCUAGCUGGUCACUUCUCUCCCAUCUAGCACUCUCUCCUUUGUCCCACUGUCUUGAACCGCAGAUGAUUCCAAAGGAAACACAAGUUCUACCUGGGAUUGGAUCUGCUGCUAUUAUUAUCUUUUUGAAUGAAUGUGGUUGGUCUGUCUAGAUUUCCUGCUUUCUGAGUGAUGCUUUUGCAACUGUACCCCAAGGUCUAUACUAAGUUCUCAAGCACAGGUUUUCUACCAUCUUUAAAAUGUGAUCUCAUAUGUUUUCCCCUUAGACUGUGGAGUUCCAGGUCCCUUAAUGGUCUUCAGGGAAAUCUCUGGGAAUGGCUGCUGUUUCCCAAAAGGUGGAACCAAAGACAAAAUGUUCUCAUAAUAAAAACUUUCGUCUUCCUUCCUCUGUGCCGAUUCAAAUUUGCAGGAAGAACAUGUGACAGAAUCCUCCCGGAACUUUACCACGUCACAUUUGAAGUAGGGGGUGGCAUGUUUGAAAGCUGUCUCCUAUAAACAUUUCAAGUACAAGGGAAAGAAAUACAUCAGGGAGAAGGCUUUUAGCUGAGUCAGGCUCACUUUCCCUGUGCUGGAAGUUUUUACGUGAAGGAGUGUUAAAAUAUGCCACUUCCGCUCUGAAGGCUCAACUGGUAGUCUAGGAAGUCUUUGCCUCUAUGCUACAUCAGCUCUCUCAAGCUGCACUAUGGAAGCAAGAAGAAACAUCCCUGAAACAAGAUUGUUCAACUGAGAUUGAACUUUUUUCCUACAAAUGUGCUAUUGUUUUUGCAUCCAUGUGUCAUGGAAAAGACUAUUGGAACUAGUGAGUGUGCAUUAAAAAAGGAGAAUUGCCGAAGUUCAGGGCUAGAAACAUUCAUAAGACCCAAAAUCAAAUCUUUAGGAGAGGGGUGGCCAACCUGAAGCUCUCCAGCUGUUGUCAGACUACAACUCCAGUCAUCCCCUGCUGUGACAAUUGUGCCUGGGCAUGAGUGUCUGGAAGAACAUAAGAACAAUCCUGCUGGAUCAGGCCCAAGGCCCAUCUAGUCCAGCAUCCUGUUUUGCACAGUGGCCCACCAGAUGCCGCUGGAAGCCUACAGGCAGGAGUUGAGGGCAUGACCUCUCUACUGCUGUUACUCCCCUGCAACUAGUACUCAGAGGCAUCCUGCCUUUGAGGCUGGAGGUGGCCUAUAGCCCUCUGACUAGUAGCCAUUGAUAGACCUCUCCUGCAUGAAGUUAUCCAAACCCCUCUUAAAGCCACCCAGGUUGUUGGCUGUCACCACAUCUUGUGGCAGAGAAUUCCACAAGUUGAUUAUGCAUUGUGUGAAAAAGUACUUCCGUUUGUUGGUCCUAGACCUCCUGGCAAUCAAUUUCAUGGAGUGACCCCUGGUUCUAGUGUUGUGUGAGAGGGAAAAGAAUUUCUCGCUCUCCAAAUUCUCCAAACCAUGCAUGAUUUUAUAGACCUCUAUCAGGUCUCCCCGCAGUCAUCUUUUUUUCUAAGCUAAAUAGCCCCAAGUGUUGUAUCCUUGCCUCAUAAGAAAGGUGCUCUAGGCCCCUGAUCAUCUUGGUUGCCCUUUUCUGCACCUUUUCCAGUUCUGCAAGGGGAGGGGAGGCAAGGGGAGCAAUUGCCUGUCCGUAUCGAGCCAGUCCCAUUGAAACCAACAGGGCUUACUCCCUGGUAAGUAGGUAUAGAAUUGCAGCUUUUGCCCCCUGCAGAAAAGUCCUGUAGAUGCCCAUGUGGUUGGGGAUGACGGGAGUUGCAGUCUGUGAAGCCUAUGAGUGCUUAUUUCCAAGUAAAUCCCACUAGGUUUCCUGGUACUUAAUGUGCACAAGAAUGCAUAGCUUAAGGAGACAUAACAGGGAAAUGUUUCUAAGCACACUGGCUGACAUACUGGCUAAAUUUAUUUAUUCAGGAAAAUCCCAUUGAAAUUAAAAGGACAAUUUAGGCACACCUAACUUGUAGUGUAGGGGAAAGGGAAAGUGCACCAUCAAGUCGAUGUCAACUCCUGGCAAUCACAGAGCCCUGUGGUUUUUCUUUGGUAGAAUUCAGGAGGGGUUUACCAUGGCCAUCUCCCGCACAGUCUGAGAUGAUGCCUUUCAGCAUCUUCCUAUAUCGCUACUGCCCGAUAUAGGUGUUUCCAGUGAGGAUUUGAACCGGCAACCUCUUGCUUGCUAUUCAAGUCAUUUCCCCGCUGCGCCAUUAGGUGGCUAAAGGUAGCAGUAGUAAAUUUAGUCAGGAUGUCAGCCUCUGAUAGUGAAGUAAGUUCUACUGCUAUCUGCUAGGUUGGCCUCUGUUAAAGCCCCAUGGUUGGGGGUGACAAGUAGGAAGAGCUGGAUUUGGGCAGAGGUAGUAAAUGUUAGGUGGAGAAUGGGAUGGCUUCUCUUUUGGUACAUGUCAAAAACAAAAGUGGAUAGAUCUCUAGCAGUUGUGUAAUGGGCAGACAGAAAUUCAGCAUGAGAAACCUUUACCAUCACCACAUGCUGGGAAAUCAGCACUUGUUGAACUUAUUCUUGCAAUGCUGAUGAUAAAGGAACAGGAGUUUUGCUUAGGAAAUAAUCACAGCCCUAGUUAGAAAUAGCACACACAAAUGAACAUGUUCUGUUCUUAUUGAGGACAAAUGACAGAGGAAUCAGAGCAUAUUUUGAAUAUUUCUGUUUAGAAUAAAUUUGAGUAAACCACGGAAAAAGCUCAGUUUUCAUGAUGAAAGAAAUUACCACAGAAACAACCAUGUGCAGGUUUUGUGACAUGACGUUUCUCUGGUGGAUUUUAUCAAUCUGAGGCUUUGUAUCAGUUGUUUUUAUUCUUGCCUUCAUUGGUAGGGAGAUGACAAGAAUUGUGGGUUUCCUUUUAAAAAGCUGGUGAAACAUAGCAGAAUUUUGAAAAUCUAUGAAAGUAAUGCAGCAUGUGCCAUGUUAACCAAUAAGCAUAAGUGGCAUGGUUGUUAAAUAAAUGCAGCAUUUUACUUUCUGACUUGAUGUGCAUGAUCUCCGAAUUUAAUCAAUAAAGGAUAGUUGUGAGGGAAGCUGAUAAAA
Molecule: messenger RNA, 4589 nt
Organism: Hemicordylus capensis (graceful crag lizard)
Lineage: Eukaryota; Metazoa; Chordata; Lepidosauria; Squamata; Cordylidae
Product: zinc finger protein 239-like
Exons: 2
Coding region: 471-1514 (347 amino acids)
Biological process (GO): central nervous system development; regulation of transcription by RNA polymerase II
Cellular component (GO): nucleus
Molecular function (GO): RNA polymerase II cis-regulatory region sequence-specific DNA binding; DNA-binding transcription factor activity, RNA polymerase II-specific
Source: RefSeq, a predicted model, not a curated record